UGCAGGCCCCAGAUGGUGCCCACCUCGGCCGGCGCCAGGACCCAUCCGCCGCCUCCACUGCCCCUGUGGGGCACAGGUCCCUCCAGACGUGAUGGCGAGGCCGUGGCUGUCCUGCCUCCUGCUUCCUGCCCUCGUGGUGACUGUGGCAGCCAACGUGGCCCCGAUGUUCCUGAGCAACAUGACGACAGUGAGUCUACCUGAGGACCUGCCAGUGGGUGCUGAGGCCUUCUGGUUGAUGGCUGAGGACCUGGAUCAGGACCCUCUGACCUACGGGAUUAGUGGCCCCAAUGCCUAUUUCUUCACUGUCACCAGUGCCACUGGGGAAGUGAAGCUGGCCAGCCCUCUGGACUACGAGACGCAAUUCUCGUUACUCAUCACGAUCUCUGUGAGCGACGGUCACAACAACCCAGUGCAGAAGGAAAUGUACGUGAUCGUGGAGGACAGAAAUGACAAUGCCCCCGUUUUCCAGAAUACCGGCUUCUCCACCAGCAUCAAUGAGACCCUGCCGGUCGGCUCCCUGGUGUUCUCCGUGCUGGCCGUGGACAAGGACACGGGGUCGGCGGGCGCCGUGGUGUACUCCAUAGAGCAGGUCAUCCCCAGCACCGGGGACAGCAAGCACCUCUUUGAGAUCCUGCCCAACGGCUCCAUCAUUCUCAACGGCAGCCUCAGCUACAACAACAAGAGCGCCUUCUAUCAGCUGGAGCUGAAGGCCUGUGACUCCGGCGGCCUGUACAACAACAGCUUCGUCAUCCAGUGCUCCCUGCCUGUCUUCCUGUCCGUCUCUGUGGUCGACCAGCCCGACCUGGACCCCCAGUUUGUGAGGGAGUUUUACUCGGCCUCUGUGGCCGAGGACGCACCCCAGGGAACCUCAGUGCUGCAGGUGGAGGCUGUGGAUGGCGACAAAGGCAUCAAUGACCUCAUGACCUACAGCAUCUCCAACUCCACAAGGCCAGGCUGGUUUGACAUCGGGCCGGACGGGGUGAUCAGAGUCAGCGGUUCCCUGGACCGCGAGCAGCUGCUGGAGGAGGAUGAGGAGGUGCAGCUCCAGGUCACGGCCACCGAGGUGCACCCCAACAUCUAUGGGCAGAAGGCCAAGGUGAGCAUGUGGGUCACACUGAGGGUGACAGAUGUCAACGACCACAAGCCUGAGUUUUACAACUGCAGCCUCGCAGUCUGCACCCCCCAAGACAACUUCACUGGCUCCGUGGAUGAGCACGCCUCCACCCGCAUCCCCAUCGACGACCUCACCAUGGUGGUCUCUGACCCAGACAAGGGCAACAACGGCACCUUCCUGCUGUCCCUGGGGGGCCCCGAUGCCGAAGCCUUCAGCGUCUCCCCCCAGCGGGCGGUGGGCUCCGCCGACGUGCAGGUGCUGGUGAGAGUGCCGUCGCUGGUGGACUACGAGAGGCAGCCGGUGAUGCUGGUGCAGGUCACGGCCACUGACUUGGUCAGCGGGAACUCCUCUGUUGCCUCAGUGACUGUCCACCUCAGAGACAUUAAUGACCAUAGGCCCACAUUCCCUCACAGCUUGUACAACCUCAGUGUCUUCGAGCACAGUGCAAAUGGCUUUGUGGUCACUGACAGCAUCCAUGCCUUUGACCCAGACACGGGUGAAGGGGGCCGCCUCACCUACAGCCUGCUUUCGGGGAACGGGGCAGACGUCUUUGAGGUGGAUCCAGACUCAGGGACAGUGACAGUGAGCGACAGCAAUCUGCUGGACCGGGAGAAGCAGGCCGUGUACUACCUCACGCUGCAGGCCACAGAUGGCGGGAACCUGUCGGGCUCCACCACACUGCACAUCUUCCUGCUGGACAUCAACGACAACAGCCCGGUGGUCAGCGGCUCCUAUAACAUCUUUGUCCAGGAGGAGGGCAAUGUUUCCGUGACCAUCCAGGCUCACGACGACGACCAGCCAGACACCAACAACAGUCGUCUGCUCUUCAGCCUGCUGCCCAGCCCCUACAGCCACAACUUCUCAGUGGACCCCGACAGUGGGAUCCUCAGAAACCUGGGGCCCCUGGACCGAGAGGCCAUUGACCCCGCCCUGGGGGGCCGCAUUGUGCUGACCGUGCAUGUGGCGGACUGUGGCGUGCCUGUCCUCAGCACUGAGGUCAACGUCACCAUCACUGUGGAGGACAUCAAUGAUAACCUGCCCAUCUUCAACAAGUCCAACUACACCUUCCAGGUGAAGGAGAGGGACCCAGGAGUGCUGGUGGGCGUGGUGGAGGCCCGGGAUGCAGACCAGACGGAAGCCAACAACCGCAUCAGCUUCAGCCUGUCGGGCAGUGGCGCCAACAACUUCGUGCUCCGAGGCUCGGUGCUGGGGUCUGGGUGGGCUGAGGGCCGCCUCUGGCUGCCCUCGGAUGUGAGCCUGGACUACGAGACACAGAACUCCUUCACGCUGACCGUGAAUGCUGAGAACCCAGACCCCCAGGGGGCUGAGGCCACGGCACAAGUGGUUGUGGAAGUGGAGGACGUGAAUGACGAGCCGCCCACCCUGGACUCAGCCUCGCUCCACGGCAUCCGUGUGGCUGAGAACGGCUCGCAGCAUGGCCUGGUGGCUGAAGUGGUGGCCCGAGAUGUGGAUACCAUGGCCCAGCUGGAGGUGCAGCUUGUGAAUGUCCUCUGCACCAAGGCCGGAGUCGACGUGGGCAGCCUGUGCCACGGCUGGUUCUCAGUGCUGGCCAACGGCUCUGUGUUCAUCAAUCAGAGUGAGGCCAUUGACUAUGAGACCUGUGACCUGGUCACGCUGGUCGUGAGGGCCUGUGACCUCACCACGGACCCCCGCUUUGAGGCCUACAGCAACAAUGGAAGCCUCCCCAUCACCAUCGAGGACGUGAAUGACAACGCGCCUUACUUUCUGCAUGAGGAUAAGACGUUUGUGAUCAUCCCAGAGCUUGUGAUUCCCAACCAGCAGGUGGCUUCUGUCCGGGCCAGAGACGAUGACUCAGGAGACAACGGGGCCAUCCUGUUCUCCAUCCUCCAAGUGGAUUUCAUCACUAAGGAUGGAGCCACGACCACUUUCCAGGGCUUCUUCCGGGUCUCCACCUCCUCGGCGGACAAUGAGUUCAUUGGCAACAUUGAGCUGGUGACCAACCUUGAUUCCACUCUCCAAGGCACCUACCAAGUGACUGUCCGGGCCCAGGACAGACCUUCCGUAGGCCCUGCCCAGGAAGCCAGAAUCACCCUGAACCUCUUCACUGUGGACCAGAGUUACCGUGUGAGGCUGCAGUUCUCCACGAACAAGGAGGAGGUGCUCGCCCACUUGGAGGAGAUUAAGGCGGCUCUUGCCCAGGCAACCAGGACCACUGUCUACGUUGUGAACAUUCAGGACAUGGAAACGGCUCGGGCCCAAGGCCGGUCCUACCUGGAUGCCUACUUUGUCUUCCCGAAUGGGACGGCCCUGACAUUGAACGAGCUGAGUUCGAUGAUCCGGAGUGACCAGGACUCACUGACGCGGCUGCUGCAGCAGGGGCUGGUGGUGCUGGGCUCCCAGGAGAGCCAGGAGGCAGACACGCCGAAGGUGCUCACUGGCGUCAUCGUAGGACUGGGAGUGGCUUUGCUGCUGGUCAUUGUGAUCAUGACCACAGUCCUUGUGUGUGCCCGGAGAAGCUACCACCGGAAGCUUCUGGCUGUGAAGGCUGCCAAGGAGGCCCGGAAGACAGCGGUAGGGAUGAUGCCCUCAGACUCAGCCAUCCCCGGAACCAACAUGUACACCUCUGAGCGGGCCAAUCCUAUGCUGAACCUCGCCACCAAGGACCUGGGCUUUGAGUCCCAAUCCUCCUCCAGUGACCUGGACAACGUCAGCCUCAACUCCCUGGAUGACAACUCCGUGGACCUGGAAAAGGACAAGCAGAAAAUCAAGCAGAAGCCCCUGCCCUGUCCGACGGAGCCAGAUCCAGAGCCCCUGAGCCUGGUGCUGGAAGGAAGGAAGAGGGGCACGGGUGGACAGAAGGAGGAUUUGUCCUUCACCAACGCUGGCCUGGACACCACAGACCUGUGAUGGGGGCCCUGCCACUGGACCCUUGCCACAGAGCCCUGCGUGGGCUCCUACGCUUCUGGUCCACCUCGAAAGAGGCCUUGUCACCCUCAUUAUACCUACCUCUCCUUGAACAUAAUAAUAUAUCCUGUUGUUCUGCC
Molecule: messenger RNA, 4140 nt
Organism: Equus quagga
Lineage: Eukaryota; Metazoa; Chordata; Mammalia; Perissodactyla; Equidae
Gene: CDHR2
Product: cadherin related family member 2
Exons: 32
Coding region: 92-4003 (1303 amino acids)
Biological process (GO): homophilic cell-cell adhesion; calcium-dependent cell-cell adhesion; cell-cell junction assembly
Cellular component (GO): plasma membrane; catenin complex; adherens junction
Molecular function (GO): calcium ion binding; cadherin binding
Source: RefSeq, a predicted model, not a curated record